Messenger RNA from Periconia digitata, 1983 nucleotides. NCBI's taxonomy places the organism in Eukaryota, Fungi, Ascomycota, Dothideomycetes, Pleosporales, Periconiaceae. The record is from the annotation of a GenBank genome assembly.
UCCUCGGCCUCUGUUUACCUUCCCCGUUUUUACCAUCUUUUUUCUGCAACCAAGACAAUGGCUAGAACCAAAGAAAAAAAGUCGUCCAAGGGCGUGAAGCGUGAAUUCUCCUCGGAACCUGCGACUCGUGUUGCUGAGGAAGACCGACCCGCUAAGAAAACAAAGCUUCUUGACGAUACCGACGAUGAAGACGAUGAGGAAGACGUUGGAGGCGUAUCGCUGAAAGUCAAUGAAGAGUAUGCGCGUCGGUUUGAGCAUAACAAGAAGCGCGAGGAAAAGCACAGAUUGGAAGAGAAGUAUGGCAAAGAGGAUGACUCUGAGGAUUCGGAAGAUGGCGUGGAAGAAGAUGACGCCGGAGAACUUGUUACCGAAGCCCUCGACGCCGAUAUUUCAGCUACUCUACAAGCCCUACGCUCCAAAGACCCCCGCAUCUACGACUCGGAAGUCAAGUUCUUCCGCGAGGAGGACAACGAUGGCUCUGCACCUACAAAUGGAACAAACAAAGAAAGCUCAAUGACUUUGAAGCAGUACCAUACCAAGAAUCUGUUGGAGGGCAAGUUUGGCGACGAUGAGGAAGCCCCACCUAAAACCUAUGCGCAAGAGCAGGAGGAAGCACGUCAAGAUCUGCUUAAGGAGGCCUUAGCAGCGGAAGACGGUGAGGACGAAGAUGACUUCAUGGUCGCGAAACGCAAAAUCGAACCGGCUCCCAAAACUCAGCGCCCCAAAAUCACAGCUGCAGAUAUCGAGAACGCCGAUAAGGAUCCUGAGAACUUUUUAUCCAACUACAUGGCAUCUCGCGCCUGGGUGCCCAAGGGAGACACCCAAUUCAAGCCGCUAGAGUCCGACGACGAGGACGAAGAAGCCGCGGCUGAUGAAUACGAGAACUCUUACAACCUCUACUUCGAGGACACCCCGAAUGCCAACGAGAAACUUGUCACUUAUGCUCGUGACGCCGUCGCAAAGACUACUGUUCGCCGUGACGGCCAAAGCAGCCGAGCGAAAGCGCGCGAAGCAGCAAGAGCGAAGCGAGAGGCGGAAAGGAAACAGCGCGAGGAGGAUCUUGCUCGCCUACGAAAACUCAAAGUGGAUGAGAUGGAACAGAAAGUCAACAAAAUUCGUGAGGUUGGUGGCUUGAAGGGACGUGACUUCAACGUGGCUGAAUGGAAAGAUGUCCUGGAAGCCGAUUGGUCCGAUGAUCAAUGGGACAAGGAGAUGCGCAAGCGCUUCGGCGAGUCGUACUACGACGACGAAGAAGGGAUCGGAUCGGAUAGCGACGAUGGCAAGAAAAAGAAGCGGAAGCCCAAGAAGCCCAAGUUCGAUGAUGACAUCGACAUCAAAGACCUUGUCCCCGAUUUCAAAGACGACGAAGACGAAAAGCCCGAAAUUGACCUAUCUUCAGACGACGAUCAAGAUGCCGAACCUGGAGCUGAGGAUGAAGAUGAAGACAUGGACGACGGAACCAGCAAACCCUCAAAAACCAGCAAACAGCUCAAGCGCGAACGUGCCGAUGCGAAAAGCGCUUCUCGUCGCGACAGGCGUCUAAUCGAGAACCUCGUUGAUGACAGUCUGAAAUACGAAAAAGCCAUGGCGACAAGUACCAAGAAAUCCGCACCUGUGCGUUUCCGCUACCGCGAGACAUCACCAACCACCUUUGGCAUGACGGCGCGCGAUAUUCUCCUCGCAAGCGAUAAGCAGCUCAACGAAUUUGCAGGCCUCAAGAAACUCGCCACUUUCCGUGAUCCGGACAAGAAGAAGAAAGACAAGAAGCAUCUCAGCAAAAAGGCGAGACUGAGGCAAUGGCGACAAGAAACCUUUGGCAGUGCUGAUGGACCAAAAGGUGGUUUCGAGGCUUUGGUCGGCGACGAGGCCACUGGUGAUGUGCAGAUGGGCGGUGUGGAAGACGGAGGAGUGAACAUCAAGGAGGGCGAAGGCAAGAAGAAGCGGAAGAGAAAGAACAAGGGGAAAGCCAAAGCGGAAGCUUGA